AUGGCUCCUCCCGUGCUUGUGGGGUUAUCCGACGGAGCCCGAUGGCCCAUUGCUCUGUUCCUCGCUAUCGGUGAAGUUAUUAAACCCCAUGCCGGAAGUAUGCUGGUUGUAGAUUUUCGGUACCGCGGCACUCUCAUAGCAUUGCUUGCUCACUUAUUUCUAACUCAUGACUUCCCACCUACCUCAACAGUCGUAAGCUUUGAUAUGACAUCAAUUGAUCCUAGAGAAUACGCAAACAUGACCACACAAGCAAUUGACGCUCCCCCCAGUCUCCCCGUGCCAAAUCAACAAGUGCAUGCACCGGGCGUCUACUUGCUAAAUCCCCUGUCACGCCUCGGCUCGGGUCCUGGUAUGAUCAUACUGACUUCUGGGAGAGACCUCGGAGGUGUGCGUCUAGACGACGGAGUCCCUUCACCGUUUCUGAAGUGGGCUGAGGAGGGUUAUGCAGUGGUGGCAGUGUGCUUAGGUGCUUUGGAGGGCGGUCAGGAUGGCAUAUCCUCUGCCCUUGAAGCGUUGUCCGGUUGCAACAUGUGCCAACCCAAGGGAAAAGUUGGACUUAUCGCAUACGACCCCGAGGCAUGGUUGAAGGUCACUGCAUCAGCGCACGCUCACCAUGAGAUUGUGGGAGCGGUGGUCUAUGGGAAUGUGGAUUUGCUGAUUCCCAAACCUGUCUUCCCAAUGCUUCAGCACCUGGCAGGAGCAUCUACGACAGCCAAAAUCGUGUCCAAUACUGGAAAUUCUGAGGCGUACGGAUACGCAGCUGUCAGUACAUAUGAGUUUGCGACCCCUUUCCAGCCGACGUUCGACUAUACCGCCGAGUCUGUAUCCCACACACGGAACCUAAGCUUCCUGAAACCCUUAAUAGGAGGCCCAUAUUUUGAUCUGGAGGCCAUCUGGGAAGAACAUACGUAUCAUGAGUUUGAGACGCGCUCUGUACCUCAUACGAUGGCAACCAUGGUGCAAGAACCGUAUGUGAACCAUAUACCCACGUUAACGGGAGGGAUUGGAAGGGCUCGCCUUUCGGAGUUCUACCAAAACCACUUUAUUUUCGCGAAUCCUGAAGACGCGGAACUUGAGUUGAUUAGUCGGACGGUGGGUAUCGACCGUGUCAUUGAUGAGUUUAUAUACAAGUUCACACAUGACACGCAGAUUGACUGGCUGCUACCUGGUAUCCCACCCACCGGUCGCAAAUUAGCAAUACCAUUUACCGCAGUCGUCAACAUACGGGGUGACCGGCUGUACCACGAGCACAUUGCGUGGGAUCAACUGACUGCUCUGAUUCAGUUAGGUCUCAUGCCCGAAUAUCUUCCUUGGACACACCCCGCGCCUACGGGGGUGCAAAUGGGCACCAAGGCCAGGCUGGAGUAUCGAGUACCAGGAGCUGGGCGAGACACAGCGAAGAAGAUGAAGGAUAGGAACUCGGUGGAUUCGAAUGGAAUGUUUGGGCACGCACUUCGGGUUGUGGACGCUCUUCAGCCGGCUGUGUUUCCCAAACUCGCUUAG
Molecule: messenger RNA, 1503 nt
Organism: Aspergillus niger
Lineage: Eukaryota; Fungi; Ascomycota; Eurotiomycetes; Eurotiales; Aspergillaceae
Exons: 5
Coding region: 1-1503 (500 amino acids)
Biological process (GO): polyketide metabolic process
Source: RefSeq, a predicted model, not a curated record